UCAGAUUGUUUGGUGUAUUUUCUCCCAUAAUAGGUCGUUUUGUUGUCAAAUACCUUUCGUUCUACGAUGAGUCAUAGAGAACAUUUUUUGAGCUCUGUCGUGAACGAUUCUCCACAAGCUUUCCUUCGUUUUAUAGAACAGCACAAAUCAAAGAAUGAUACAUUCGACAUUGAAGAGACUUUGCAGACUUUGCCGAAAAAAGAUCACGAAAGGUUGUGGUCCGGUCUCCGUGACAUGACACACAAACUAUUGUUGACAAAUCCUGUUGGCUCUCACGAAAAUGAAGAUGAAGGACCUUCGGAAUGGCCUGUUCUUCUGUCACACCUGGAGGGGGUAACAAAAGUUGCCCUCUGUGCUUUAGCUGUGAUACUAGAGAAGUCCACCCAUGUUUCUUCAGCUUUUUUGGAAACAGCUGUCAUUCUUCAUGGUCUCUUGAUGUCCCUGCCGGAAGGAUAUGAAUCUUUGCAGAAUGAUAUUGCUCAGCUGUGUGAACUUUGGUUUCUCAAUGAACUGGAAGGAAAGGAGGAGUUGAUCACACAAGCUUUCCCAUACUUGAUAAUCAAGAGCCUUGGCAGAGGAAUUAUUUCUGAUGUGAACCGUGUGUGGAGUUUACGCCAGUGUCUUCAUCUUAUGGACUUUGAUGAUGACUCUUCUGAAUCAUUAAAGCAACUACUUCAUCAAUGUAUGAUCCACCCAGUAUACCUCAAGUUGGAGGAGGGGCGACGUUUCUUAAGCUAUGCAUUUGGAUUAAAUCCUGGACUCUCCAAGGAGUUCCAUAGGACGAUAAAGAACCAGAUUCCGUACUGUUCUAUGAAUGUACUGAGUUUAUAUGGUGAAGUUUAUUUUCGUGCCUGGAGAGUUGCUUCUGGAGCUUACUUAAAGGUUUUAGAAGAGAACUGUAUACAAGACCUGAUGUUUGCUGCAGUUCAUGCACAGCGUACUGGUACUCAGUCGAUGGCAUCAAGACUGCGAAAGGUUUUAGAAUACAUUCAUCAGCAAAAGAAGCAAAGAGGAGUUGAUGAAGCUCUUCUAAGGUUGUACCAGCCAAUUAUAUGGAGAGCAUUCAAGGUGGCAAAUCCCAUGGUCAGAGCUAAUGCAGCAGCUCUGUUGACAGAUACAUUUCCAUUGCAAAAUCCAGAUGCUGGAAAUGAAGAGAUUGACGAACUUCUUCAGAAGCAGUUUGAUAUUCUGAAGGACUUGAUGGAGGAUCCACACCCUACAGUGAGAGCUACAGCGACCCAUGGUGUCUGUCGCAUCACUGGAGUAUUCUGGGAACUUAUUCCGGCUCACAUCAUCAAGAUGUUUCUAACAAAACUGGUAACAGAAUUGGCUUUUGAUAGGUCCUCCAGUGCUGUAAGGGUAGCAGUAUUUCAGGGCUUAAAGUUCUUGCUGGACAACCGUCUUAGCCAUCCUCUAUUGAAGUCGUUGCUAAGCAAUUUACAAGACUUGGUCCAUGAUCAGGCAGAGAGAGUCCGGGUGGCUUUUCUUGAUGUUCUGCUGUUAGUCAAAGGCCUAAAGGCAGUAAAGUUCUGGAAUGUAGUUCCACUAGAGCAGUUACUCGCUCGGCUGGAGGUGGAACAGUCUGCGACCGUGAUUAGGAGACUUGUAAAACUGCUCGUCAAUUCAUUUCAUCCUACCAGAAAGAGUGUCGAUGAACAGGCCAUUCGGUGUUCAGCUUUGUGGCAAUCCAAUCCUCUCGCAGCCAGGAAAUUUUAUCAAUAUGUUCACCUACACACAACUGUAUCGGCUACAGGCAAGUUCAUAGCAUUUCUGGGUAACUGCCUGAUGGAGUGCGCAAGAAAUGAACACAAUGAAAGUAGUCUGUCCUUGGAACCUGAUAACCAAGCUGAGGACAAGGAGAAUUCUGAGUGCUUGGAGAAAAUUGGGACAUGUGAUGUGAGCACGCUAGCAGGGCUGGCCGAGACAAUAGCCAUCUGCUGGGGAGGUAUCAAGGACAAAUUGGACAAGUCCGCCAACGAUGCAACGAGGUCGAAGUUGGUUGAGAAGUUUACAAAGGCUCUUCCCAUACUGUUUGGAGUAUUUAAGCAAACCCGCAUUCAGGCAGCUUGUUUGGUUAUUGCUGGAUUUCUACCGGCGUCGUCGCUGCCUGCCUUUAGUUUUGAUUAUAACUUCGCAAUCAGAAUUGAGCGCGGAAGCUCUCUUUUAUGGAUACUGGGUGAGCCUACAUGCCGAACAGCAGUGCAGGAGCGCCAUGACAAAUUACGAAAUAUUGCUGAUAAUUUAAGGCUGAUUAUGGCGACAAUUGAGUCUCGUCUCUCAUCAGCUGACUCAGUACCAGUCCCUUUGUCCGCAAGUGAUGAAGAAUUUUUUCAGAAGGCUUUCCAGGCGUACUGUCUGUUAGAAAUCCACUUGCACCACAUGGAAAAGAAUGACGAUUAUGAAGGAGCUUCGACAGCCAUGGAAAACGUGCUCGUCUGGGCUGACAGAGUGUUACUGCCAAUGAUUAACAUGGACAGGAAAGUUUCAGUUCAAUUGAUCAAAGGAGGUACUGGUACCAAACGUGCCCGCGAAGAGGAACAAUUAUGCUGUUUGGCAACUCAUUUAGUAGAGACCAUUUUGAUGUGCCUGAGCGAAAUAGUCAUGCUUCGAAUGGCUGAAGAAAACUUCUACAACCAUGCAGCAGUUUUUACAACAUCGCUAGCAAAAAUCGGCUGCAAAGCAGUGGAGUUUUUACCGCAUCUUUCCAAACUGCUUUAUCAACUUGCUCACAGCUUGCUUUUGAGUGAUGAAACAGGGAAUGUCGCUGUUCAAAGCGGGCCUGUGUCGAUUGUCCUGACAAACAUACUUCAAAUACUGACUGCUUGUGACAGUACAGAAGUGGAUGUUCUAACACAGGCACUUCUUACAUUCCGUCCUGCUUUGGCUGAAGUUCUCAUGCUUACUGAGCUUGGUCGGAAACGCGGAAGUGAAUCAAAUGCGUGUGUCGUUACACCGCUGUUAUCUGCUGUAUUGACGAACAUUACGCAACAGACGCGCGCUGUGGAAGAUGAUACUGAUGCUGUGCCUGAGUUACCUAAAUUUGCAAGUUUUAUUUUGAAAAUGAUAACAAGCACUCAGCCGUUGUUGAGAUCCUUUUUGUUGGAAUUGAAACAGCGAGUUUUGUCCGGGGCGCUCGAUAAGAACAUAGACCAACAGGAAGCUGUUAUUUCACUUCUCGGAGCCAUUCGAGGAAAAGCUGAAACAAGUAUCGUUAAGACUUGCGCUCUUCAAAUUAGCGAACAGCUAAAGGCGUGUGAUGGAAGCGAUGUUGGGGAACAAAGGAAUGAGAUUCAACGUGCCCGUUCACAGGUCCAAAUAUUACUCUCCAAGUUACAGAUUGUGGAUUAAAAGGUUGAAACUGAGGGCUGGUGUAACAGACUUUUCAAGUAGCCUGUCGUAUUUAGACUCGUAUUUGACUCGUUUUUGUUAUGGAGCAUGUUAUUUGAAAGAAACGUGUCUUUAACGUUCUUCAACUGUUUACAUGUGGCUCGUACCAGUUCUCUUGGAGGAAAUUGCGGUCUGGGCAACAACUUUAGUUAAGUUUUUCGCGCAUUACUGUAGACAAACGUUGAAAUUCUGUCAUGAAAGAGUGUCAAAUUGGACAGGUUUGCAACAAAUAAAAUGUUAAUUCUGCGUUU
Stylophora pistillata is the source of this 3638-nucleotide messenger RNA. Its product is annotated as condensin-2 complex subunit G2. NCBI's taxonomy places the organism in Eukaryota, Metazoa, Cnidaria, Anthozoa, Scleractinia, Pocilloporidae. Gene Ontology annotation, cellular component: nucleus; condensin complex. The record is from RefSeq and is a predicted model, not a curated record. Gene Ontology annotation, biological process: mitotic sister chromatid segregation.